Messenger RNA from Vicia faba (fava bean), 303 nucleotides. NCBI's taxonomy places the organism in Eukaryota, Viridiplantae, Streptophyta, Magnoliopsida, Fabales, Fabaceae. The record is from the annotation of a GenBank genome assembly.
AUGACCCAAUCUCAAACUCACCGUAAAGUAUCCAUCAAAGCUGCUUCAUCUCCGUUCGCACCACUCGCCGCCGGUUUUCUCCAUCGAACAGAAAUGAAGAAAGGAGUGCAUCCGCAGAAGCAAUGGAUAUCAUAUGUUACUCAAUCUGGUAGGUUGAUGCAUGUGAUGAUGACAAAGAUACAUCCUGUUGGUAAAGUCUAUCAUUUUCGUGCUAAGCGUCAAAUGGCUGAAAGUUUAGGACAGAUUGCCAAGUUCAGACGUCGUUUUGGGUUGGAAAACCCUGAGGCUGCCGAAAAGAAGUGA